AUGGCGGGGGAGAAGCGGCGACUAGAUACACCACGUCGUCAAGAUGGGGAUAGAGCUCCGAAGCGUGUUCGCGUGCAGCUCGGCGAGCCCCCCGUCCCGGACCCAUCGCGUGGGCGGGGCAGAGGGAGAGGUCGUGGACAGAGAUCGUGGGCUGGUCCCGGGCAAGCCCCCCCGUACCCCUCGGCCGCACCCGGGCGCGGCUGGGCGCCCCGGGGCCGCGGUCCCGCGGACGGGGGGCGCAUGUACGGAGGUCGGGGUCGGCGGGGACCGCGCGAGACCGCCGAGGAUCGCUUCAGGCGGCUGGGCGUCGAGGAGAAGACGGAGGUGUUCCGCAUCCGCUCGCGCCUCGACCUGGGCGGCGCGGGCGAGGGGCGCGAGGCCGCGGCGAUGGCCGCGAUGGCGGAGCUCGCCGAGGUCUUCAAGGACUGGCGGAAGUGCGACGACUUCAAGCUGGUGAUGUCGACGGACGAGGAGCGCAUGCUCGGCGGCAGCUUCCUGCCCCGGCGCGACGUGAUCGAGCUGUGGCGCCAGAAGACGCGGAUGGACGUGGUGUUUGACCGCGGGAGGUCGAGCUACUACUACAGGGCGCGCGACGAGACGUUCCCGCAGGACCGCAAGGGCGGGAAGCGCAACUGGAACCGCGCGGGCGACAAGCUCCAGGAGGUGCACGAGGCCGUCGAGAUCUACGCGCUCCUGCCGUGCAACGAGUUCGGGGCGCGGACGCGCGCGACGAAGACGCAGUUCCUGGACGUGUGCGGCGGGCCGGGCGCGUUCACACAGGUGCUGCUGCGGGAGGCGCCGGAGCCGACGUUCGGGUUCGGCAUCACGCUCAAGUGGGAGGGCAUGAAGAAGGACGACCAGUGGUACGAGACGCUGUUCGACCACCCGGCGUUCCAGCCGCUGUUCGGCGCGGACGGCACGGGCGACGUGCUGCGCGCGGACAACGUCGAGAGCUUCCGGAAGGCCGUCGGGGAGGCCACCUGCGACAUCGUCGUGGCCGACGGAGGGUUCGAGAUUGGUCGCGACGCCGAGGGGCAGCACAUGGAGAACAUCCAGGAGCUGCUGUCGUGCCCGGUGAUCCUCGGGGAGGUGCUCAUCAUGCUGUCUGCGAUCAAGGAGGGCGGGAACUUCGUGUGCAAGCUCUUCGACACGCUGUCGCCGCUGACCGUCUCCCUGCUCUACCUGAGCACGGGGCUCUUCCGCGAGACGCUCAUCGUGAAGCCCUUCCGCUCGCGCAUCGUCAACUCGGAGCGCUACCUCGUCUCCAAGGGCUUCCUCGGCCGCAGCAACCCGCUCUUCGCCCCCACGCGCGACAUGCUGGCCGCCGUGCACGCCGCCAUGGAGCCGCACAAGCUCGCCAUGUCGCCCGGGUCGGUGGUGCCGCUGCGCUGGAUGCUCGAGGACGCGGAGUUCACGGCGACCGUCAACGAGAUGAACGCGCAGCUCGCGGGGAAGCAGACGCAGGGGCUGGUCCACGUGAUGGACCUGACCUUCCAGCUGCUGUCCGCGGACAGGGUCGACCUGGGGCCGGAGACGGACGCGGUCGAGGCUAAGGACGGCGUGCUGCCGGAGUACAGCGCCGCGGCGCAGCGCAUGAUGAAGCUGAUGCACCACGCGGAGGGCGAGGCGCUGGGACGCGACGCCAAGCGCGAGGUGCCGCACAUCGGGGAGAUGGUCGGGCGCGGGCAGACGCACCGCGGGGGGAUCGGGCUGUACAGCGGGGCCGGGGCGGGCGCCGCGGCCGCGCGCCCGGGGCUCGGGGCCCGCCCGAAGCCGGAGCCCGGCGCCGCCGACGUCUACGGCGACGGCGGGCUGCCGCGGGCCGGGCUGGGGUUCCCGAAGGCGGACCCGGAGGCCGACGACGCGCACGCAGUGGGGGCCGCGCCGGCGCCGCUCAGGCCCGACGUGGCGGCGCUGUACGGACCGGACGAGGACGAGGCGGGGGGUGCGGGGGCGGCGGCGGCGCCCCCGGACCCGUUCCUGGAGAAGUACCGGAUCCAGAAGGUGCUGGGUGAGGGCACGUACAGCAAGAUCCUGCAGGCGCGGAGCCUCGAGGACGGGUCGGUGGUGGCGCUGAAGAUGGUGUCGCUGGAUCAGCCGGGGGGGUUCCCGAUCACGGGCCUGCGGGAGCUGCGCGUGCUGCAGGAGCUCAACCACCCGAACGUGAUGCGGGCGCGCGAGGUGCACGCGUCGACGGGCCACGCGCUCGCGGCCGCGCCGGAGGAGGACGGCGACGCCGGCGGCGGGGGGCACAAGGAGACGUUCACUGGGCGGGACGUGCUGUACCAGGUGCUCGACUUCAUGGACAGCGACCUGGAGGGCUGGAUCCGGCGGAUGCAGCCGACGCUCCCCGAGGUGAAGUGCAUCGUCGGGCAGACGCUGGCGGGGCUGGCGUACCUGCACAGCGUGGGGUGGAUGCACCGCGACAUCAAGCCGGCGAACGUGCUGAUGGACCGGCACGGGCGCGUGUGCCACGCGGACUUCGGGCUGGCGCGGUUCGUCGGGCGCGACCCCAACGUCCUGCGGUGGAUGACCCCGGGGCUGUUUUCCAUGUGGUUCCGCCCGCCCGAGAUCCUCCUCGGCGCGCCCAAGUACGGGUACGCCGCGGACGUGUGGGCGGUCGGGUGCAUCCUCGGCUUCGCGCUGCGGGGCACCGUCGCGGAGCCCAAGCACCUCUUCCGCGGCGAGGACGAGCGCGACCAGCUCAGCAAGAUCCUCGACCUGACCGGGGAGCUCAGCCUCGAGGACUGGCCCGGGGUCAAGAGCCUCAGGGGCGCGCAGAUGAUCGAGUCGCGCAUCCAGGAGGCCGGGAUCCCGGAGUACGCGAAGCUGCGCGCCGCCCUGCCCGCGGACACGGACGACGCGGGGUUCGACCUCCUGCGGCAGCUCCUGCAGCUCAACCCGGGGAAGCGCAUCACGGCCGCGGCGGCGCUGUCGCACCCGUGGUUCCAGUCGGAGCCGCUGCCGUGCGCGUCGGGCGAGCUGCGGCAGCUGGCCGCGGGGAUGGGCCUGGAGAUGGCUGCGCGCGAGGGGGCGCAGCAGGUGGACCUGACCAGGGGGCGCGGGCCGAAGAAGGCGUUCAAGACGGCCUUCUCCGCGCAGCACUACAAGAAGCAGUACACGGGGGCGGACCGCCUCAGCCAUCUCAAGCUCAAGAAGGCGGACGUCGCCGCCGAAGAGGACGGCAACGACGCAGACGGCGACGCAGCUCCGGCUGCGGGGGACGGCAACGACGCUGUGCCAGCCCCGGACGGCGAAGUCGCCGUCAAAAGAGAACCGGAGCACGAGGACGGAGACGGUGACGCCGCGGCGGAGGAGAAACCUCCUGCCGAGGCGUCUCCUGCACCUGCGGAAGAGAAACCAGCGGUGUGA
This is a messenger RNA of Pedinophyceae sp. YPF-701, 3372 nucleotides long. Lineage: Eukaryota; Viridiplantae; Chlorophyta; Pedinophyceae. The record is from the annotation of a GenBank genome assembly.